Pseudo-nitzschia multistriata is the source of this 3858-nucleotide messenger RNA. Lineage: Eukaryota; Bacillariophyta; Bacillariophyceae; Bacillariales; Bacillariaceae. The record is from the annotation of a GenBank genome assembly.
GCUUUUUCAGCUUCUUUCUGAGUAACAUCCAUUCACGGCUCGGAGCGAAGGCACGCAGAUAGCAUUGAUUUGGRCAUAGAUGACGCAGUAAGUGUGCUUCGGCCCAUUGGCCGACUUGCUCGACGCAAACGGAUUUUUUAUCCUUUCUCCGAAUGGAAGUCGAUUUCUCACUGGUGAAUUUCUGAUUUGAAAUGCCCGCAUCAAGUUCCUUUUGAAAGAUGGGACAAGCUCGGAAAUGCAGGAAUGCAUCCUCGCGAAGUAUUUUAACACACGUUUUGCAUACAUUUCUCAUGCUUUCGGAUUGAGAACUUAGCUGCGAGCAMUUCGAACUAAUAUCCUGAUAAGUGCUUCUGCUCAUCCAAGUGUAUACCAAUGGUCCCAAUGACACAACGGAUCCAUAAGCAGAAGACGGCGAGCGUAAAAAGUAAUCACUUGUCGAGUCGGGCGAUGCAAUAGAUCGGGUGCUAUMAUCGUUCGAGAAUAUCGAAUAAGUGCCAAUUUCGUCUUCCUUGUUUCCAGUUAUUUUGGGACGCAAAUCACCAGUGGCCUUUCUAUGUCUUUUGGCGCCCUCUUUCUUCGUUCCAUUUGUGGCUGCAUGACUUGUGUCGAACUGGAAAGAGAAUUUCAAAACCUUUGAAAAAUGCCGACUUGUAACCGGAUCUUUUUUCCUCCGCUUGUUUCGUGAAGCGUUCGUUUUUUCUUGAUGUGCCGAGGUGGGASCCAUAAUUCCUGAUGGCAUGUUCUUUCGCAUGUUUUGUUCAUUUUCGUSUCUUCGAAAUUAGAAGAGCUCUAUUCAAAAUGCUUUCAUUUCGAAAUUGCUGGUCCUGGCGUUAGCAUUUGCCAUUUACUUCCAACUUCCUUUCCCUGUCUCUCUUUCUAUGGUGGUAAURAGCGGACUUGUCUUCGAAGUCUAAAUAAUUUAACUUAAAUGUACGGUAAGWACUUGUACCGUAUCGUACGGUAAGGAAGACGAAASGAGGAAAAUAUUUGCGAUUUUUGCUUUACAGAAAUCAGAUCAAAAUUCAGCAAUAGAUUACAGUAUUAUGAAUGUACGGUACGUACGUAUCCUGCAUACYAGGGGCGGGUCAUACAUUGAAACCUGAAACCCCGAAUAUCGCAGUACUUCUUGUAACUURUUUGACCUURUGCGAUAAAAGUCUUGAGSUGGGUCAUAGUCAUAGUCUUUUCCGACAGUACGUACGUACCWCAAACAGCGUAGAAUAAUACAUUACUACAGCAUCACUGGAUAGCAAUUAUGUAUCACUUUACAAUUACGGAUGAAUGACAGACGUAAAUUUAACACCAUUGAUUGCGGAUCAUUUUUUCUUUUCGGCCUCGGCMUUCGUUACGGAUCAGAGUKUUCCAGAAAGAWAGCGACAAGUAGACAACGUUCAUGCGAUGUGAGAUUCCAUGSUAACAACUUCAUCGUGUUUCCUCUUACAGAAUUUAGAAUACCGGUACGGCCCGUCAACAUUUUUAAGUUGCUUCUAAAUCUUCAUUUCUUUCAAAACAAAGAGAAAAUCAACGAUGAMCUCGUCGAAGAAAUACAAGCUCUUUUCAAAGGAAAAUGCUGAAGGUGGAAAGGCGACGUGUGCCUUCUAUCAGUCUCCGGCUGGAUGUCGAAACGGUGAUAAUUGCAAGUUCUUACACGAAAAAGCUCCGUCUACAACUGCAGUGAAAGUAGAAUUAUCAGAUGAUUCCAGUAUGAGUUCCGAGAGUGAGGACGAAGCGCCUGUCAAAGUUCAAACCCAAGUGAAGAAAGAAAAAACUCCUCAAAAGCACGAAACAGAGCAACGGAAUAAAAAGAAAAAGAGGAAGUCCAUGGACGAUGGAGACAUAUUUUCUGCUCCCAAGAAUGCUAAUCACGGUAAACCUAGAAAGCAACAAGCUCCUUCUAGCAACAAAAAAUUGAAACCGUCUACCCCUUCAUCUAAGCCUACCACACCUGCCACUCCGAAAGUCAAGGUCGAGAAACAGCAACCAGCGGCUUCUACAAAUAGUUUCAGUAGCUUUGUUUCGAACUUGCCUGUCGCCGCGUUCUCGAUACCCGGCGUCACUACUCCUGUGAAAAAGGAACCUGAAGUUGUUGCACCGACAAAAGCUCYAGAAGAGAAGAAGACGCCAAAAAAGAAAGGGAAAAUUCUACCCACGUCCACGGCAGUUGGUCGAAAAUGGCAAAAAUCUAUCAUCGAAACCCGCAAACACGAUCGCUACGAUAACUCUCACAACUUUGAUAGAUACAAAGAACUCGAUGCCGAAAACAAUAUCGAAGCGACUUGGUUCAAAGCGAAGCCAUACGGUCCUUGGUGUGAAUCCAACCCACAGGCAAUCGCCAUUGACUGCGAAAUGUGUGAAACUCAGGACCCACUUACGGGGGGCAAGAAUUCCAAGGCCUUGUGUCGUAUUAGUGUUGUAAAUGCUGAGAACCCAGAGGAAGUGUUGUUGGAUACUCUUGUCAAACCUGCGUGGCCAGUCACUGACUAUAGGUCACGAAUCAAUGGAAUUAAGAAAGAACAUUUGGAUAWUGUGGAAUUCACCCUUCGACAUGCUCAAGCAUUCAUGUUGAAAUUAUGCAGCCAAGAAACCGUGAUUGUCGGGCACGCUGUCUCAAACGAUCUUGUGUCUCUUAAAAUGGAGCACGACGUGAUUUCAGACUCCUCUUUCCUCUUCCGAGCCAAAGACGCGCCGACUGCUAGUCCAAGUCUGAAGGAUUGUGUCAAAACCAUUCUCAAGAAAGAUAUGCCUGAGACGCAUGACAGUGUAAACGACGCGAGGAAGGCACUGGAAUGCGUCCUGGAAUGGAUUAAAAAUGAUGGCAAGGUUGAAGAGAUCGAACGCACUGCUAAGUUUCCCAAAACGGGACAUCAACUCUUCAUCCAUCGCAUUCCAAAAGAAUGCAAGGAAGAGCAUUUGACCAGCAUGUUCCUGAAACAUACGACCAUCGAGCCAAUUGAUAUUGAAGAAAUACAGUUCGCUGGAAAUUCUGGAAAAACCCAUGUGAGCUUUAAGUCUCCAAGGCAUGCGAACCUUGCCUUCGAGACUCUCGAUGGCAACGCAGAAGAAGAAAAAUCAGGCCGUCUUCAAAAGAAGGUCUACCUUCGAAAUGGAAAUUAUAUCCGAGUGAGGAAAAUGGUCCACGCAAAACGCCCAAACAAUAAUAAUAAGAACAAGGCUACGGACGGAAACAAUAUCACCAAACCAUCUCCUUGAAAAAUCGAAGCAACUUGAUUGCCUCGUUCCACAAGUUAAAAACUGUCAGAUGCAAAAAGCAUACCGGCACAAACUGCAAAAAAGCACCCCCUCUAUCCCUAAAAUAACAAUUUCCUCCUAUGGAUCCCCUUUUAUAGAAGAUAAGGCAUUAAAUUGCCAGCUUGAAAUUUCACCCCCCAAGCAGAUUGUGUGAGGAUAAUGACUCCCGAAUAGCUAUUGAAUAACCUCACUUUCUAUUGCGUUCAUCAGCUUUUCACAGAUUGAGGGCAUCACUGAUAUUUUGACGCAAUCAUUGUGUUUCAUUCACACUCUUGACGCAAUGGGUUUGCACUACAGGCCAUGCAUACUUCCUUUGCUUGGUCAAUGAACGAUUGCGAAAAUUUGUUCUUGAAAAAUGAAUUUUAUGGCUCUUGUUGGAUCAGAAAAUCAAGGCGUUUGAGAUAUGGGGGACAAAUAAACUUGGUUUUUCUUAGCAUAUACACCAUGAGAAUUAUUUGGUAUGUCAAGGUUCCAAUAUUUUCAAAAGCCUUWGCCAAUGAAUAUGGAUUUAAGUGACGAUCUGCAGGUUACGCUUUGGCGUGCCGUGUAACAAUAUUUUGUUGCCUGGCUUUUUUCACGACCUACAUCAAAUAGAAUGUAGGCAGAUUG